AUGUUUUUGGCAAUAGUAACACGUCCGGACAUAGCCUUUGUAGUAAGUCAUUUAAGUAAGUUUCUGAACAAGCAUAAUCAAAGUCAUUGGCAAGCGGUCAAGAGAGUAUUUGCAUAUCUAAUUGAUAGCGCAAAUGUCGGGAUCAAAUACAGACGUAACAAAAGCAAAAACGAACUUGUUGGUUACACUGACGCGGAUUAUGCGAGCGAUCUAGAAACUCUGCGGUCGACAACGGGUUAUGUAUUUUGUAUGACAAACAGACCUGUGACGUGGUCGUGUCAACGACAAAAAUUAGUGACAUUAAGUACCACUGAGUCUGAAUAUGUGGCAGCAGCAACAGCGGCAAAAGAACUCAUCUGGUCUGGAACUCACAGAAAAUUAUUAAGCGGAAUUCGAUGUGAGAAAGCAACCGUGCUACAUGUUGACAAUCAAAGUAAAAUUAAGUUAGUUCAAAAUACCGAAUUUCACAAAAGAACAAAACACAUCGAUAUCCAAUAUCACUACUUGCGUGAGAAAUGUGACAGCAACGAAAUUCAUAUCGAAUAUGUCUCACCAAAAUUACAGAAGGCAGAUAUAUUGACCAAGGCUUUAUCUCGAAACAGGUUUAAGGAACUGUGCGAAAGCCUGAGUUUAGUAACUAAAAAGACUACAUACUAA
Solenopsis invicta (red fire ant) is the source of this 657-nucleotide messenger RNA. RefSeq names its product secreted RxLR effector protein 161-like. Bases 1 to 657 code for a protein of 218 amino acids. The transcript has a single exon. The record is from RefSeq and is a predicted model, not a curated record. NCBI's taxonomy places the organism in Eukaryota, Metazoa, Arthropoda, Insecta, Hymenoptera, Formicidae.